AUGUCAGAAGCAUAUGCCGUGAAUAUGACUAUUGUGACCAUGCUGUGGAUAGAAAAGGCAUGCAUCCUCGCCGAGCAGCCUCCCUUCGAGGCCGUUAUGGGAAUCUUCGGUGUCCCAUUAUUAUGCGGGGCUUUGUUCUCUUAUUUUCGCACUGUGAAGUCAUCCCUCGUCACAUUUCCUUCUGUUAUUAUUCCAUUAAGCGAUAUCUUCGAUAACCAAGCUGCUUCGCUGGAUGGCACCACCGGCAACUUCGAUGGUUAUGGCGCCACAUAUGCAGCAGAGUACCUACCUGAGGGCCCGUGGUUGUAUAAUGGAAUCUCAUAUGACCUGCCAUCGACUUGGGGACAAAGCCAAGACAAUGUCGUUGCUGGAGGCCAAGUUGUGAAGCUCUCGAAUGCAACUUAUGUUCACGAGUUGCAUAUCAUAUAUGCAGGGGAUAGUUCGGGUAGCGGAUUAAGUGGAACGUUCAGCCUGAACUACGCGGAUCAUUCAAUCAAGUACUUGCAAUUCACUGGACAAGGCUGGUUGAAUAUAAAUGGGGGAGCAAUUCGAACACCAUACCAUUUCGAAGAAUAUUCAUCCAAUAAGAAUUGGAACUCUACCCAAAUCUUCCAAUUAUCGCUAUCCGUACCGUCUCGUACACCGCUUGAAAGCAUCGCGCUCCCAGAAAUGUCUUCUACCUCGAACAGACUCCAUAUAUUUGCGCUUUCUAUGACACCUUCUUUUAAACCUGCCAGUGGUCUUCUGGUGCCUCAGCUCUCUAUCCGUAGUGCCCAAUUCAGCACGAGGUGGGAAGACAUCAAUGGGCAGCGAGCUCAAGCCGUCGCCAUCACCCUUGCGAAUCUGCUCUCAGGGAGUUACUCUACCUCCCCGAACGCAUCCAUAAACUCGCGGUACGAGAUCUCAGUGACAGGCGAGGGGGUCUCCACGGUCACACCUGGCCUCGUGUAUCGCCUGGUCCCCGCAGACCAGGCUCGUGUAGAUGUCUUUGUUCUCAACGAUGGCGGGACAGGAAAUGCAACAGUCACGAUCAAAGAUGAAUUUGGGAAUGUUGUUGGGACUUCCGCGGGUUGGCCCAUCGUCCCGCUGCGGACAGAAUGGACAGCAGACGCUGAUGUACUGGCCACACAUGAGACGCCCACUUGGUGGAAUCAGGCCAAGUAUGGAAUCUUCAUUCAUUGGGGCAUCUAUAGCGUCCCUGCUUGGGGUCCGCCUGGUUCAUAUGCGGAGUGGUAUGACUGGAGCCUUCAUAAUCCUCCGAACUCCAGCUCGCCGACAUGGGUACAUCACCUGGACACUUAUGGGAAGGAUAUCGUAUACGAUGACUUUAUUGCUAACUUCACAGCGUCUACUUGGAAUCCCAGAGCUUGGUUAGAUCUGUUCUCUGAGGCUGGGGCGAAGUACUUUGUCAUCGUUACUGUGGGAGCUGCUCUUUGUUGGUUGUCAGUCAAGUCUAACCGUGCCGCAUUGCAGAAACAUCACGACGGUUAUGCAUUAUUUGAUACAAAAAACACCACGCACAGAAGUAGUGUAUACCUUAACCCACAUCGUGACUUUGUCAAAGAGCUCAUGGACACUGCCAAAUCUGAUUAUCCCGAUAUUCAUCGAGGCACAUACUACUCACUUCCCGAAUGGUUCAAUCCAUACUUCUCCAAGUAUGGGUUUAGUUCAUGGCCAGGAGGCUUGGCGCACAACGCAUUCAAUGCGUCUGAGCUAGAGCCUUAUACUGGAAUAUUGAAUAUAAGCGACUACAUCGAGGAUUUGCAAUACCCCCAGAUGCUGUCUUUGGCGCUGGAAUACGACACAGAAAUCAUGUGGUGCGACAUUGGAGGCCCCAAUAAGACGUUGGACUUUGCUGCACAGUUCUUUAACAAGGCGAUGCAGAAUGGCUAUCAGGUUACCAUAAAUGAUCGUUGUGGUGCGGUCCCGGACUUUGACACACCAGAGUAUGCGACGUUCGCUUCCCUGUCCACUCGCCACUGGGAAACGAGCGAAGGGAUGGACCCGAAUAGCUAUGUCGUGAGCAAGAAUGGAAACUAUUUGCUCGAUGUCGGUCCCACUGCAGAGGGCGACAUCAUCGCACCGAUGGCAGACAACCUCCUCGCUGCCGGCAAAUGGCUCAAGUAUGCAGGCGACUGCGUCUACGCAACUGAUUACUGGUACCAAGCGUCCCAAGAUCCGACGGGAUUAUUUAGGUUCCUCACCACACCAAAAACAUUUUGCAUUAUCGCGUUUAACAAGCCGAGCGAUGGGAAAGUUACGGUGGAUGCGGGUGGCGUGGCGCUUCCGAUUCAGAAGGGAGAUAGUGUUGUGCUACUGGGACCGUCAACGAAUUCGCAGAGCCUUGAGUGGGACGUUGAUGGAUCGGGUGUCUUGACGGUUGUGGUGCCUCAGGAUGAAGUCGAUCAGGUAGAUUAUGCCUGGGCAUUCCAGGUGUCAUAUUCUGGGUGA
Suillus discolor is the source of this 2451-nucleotide messenger RNA. Its product is annotated as glycoside hydrolase family 29 protein. The record is from RefSeq and is a predicted model, not a curated record. Gene Ontology annotation, biological process: fucose metabolic process; glycoside catabolic process. Bases 1 to 2451 code for a protein of 816 amino acids. Gene Ontology annotation, molecular function: alpha-L-fucosidase activity. NCBI's taxonomy places the organism in Eukaryota, Fungi, Basidiomycota, Agaricomycetes, Boletales, Suillaceae. The transcript has 16 exons. Gene Ontology annotation, cellular component: lysosome.